Cordyceps militaris CM01 is the source of this 1842-nucleotide messenger RNA. Its product is annotated as signal recognition particle, putative. The coding region runs from base 1 to 1842 and encodes 613 amino acids. Gene Ontology annotation, molecular function: 7S RNA binding; signal recognition particle binding; endoplasmic reticulum signal sequence receptor activity. Gene Ontology annotation, biological process: SRP-dependent cotranslational protein targeting to membrane. Lineage: Eukaryota; Fungi; Ascomycota; Sordariomycetes; Hypocreales; Cordycipitaceae. The transcript has 3 exons. The record is from RefSeq and is a predicted model, not a curated record. Gene Ontology annotation, cellular component: signal recognition particle, endoplasmic reticulum targeting.
AUGGACAUUACCAGUUACGUCCUCCAGGGGCGCGACAAUGCCCUUGUUUAUGGCGACUACUCCACCUACCACACCCAGUUGUCCAAGCGCCUGUUGAGCUCGCGCAAAAAGCUGGGCACUGUUACGCGGAACCGUGGCAAGUUCCAUAAGCCGGAAGCCGUCACUUCUGAAAACAUCGCCAACAACAAAGACGAGCGGGCUUGGGCCCAAGCCAUGUCCAUGAAAGCUGCUCAUGCGACAGGACGCAAGGGAAUCGCCGGCCGCACUAAAUCGCACAUCGUCUCUCGACUCAACCGAGCCGCCAAUACUGCCCGCAAUCUCGUUGGGGCGCUCUCAGAGACCGCCGUAUCGGGCGCCUCGACUCGCGAUAUUCUCGAUGCAAAAGCCUACGAGGCCCUCAUUGUCGGUGCCAUGCACUUUGAGAAGCGCUCCUGGCUUCCAUGUCUCCAGAGCUACGCCGUCUCCAGGGUCAUCUACACAGCAUUGACUACCACUGGCAAGGGCGACAUUUACAAGGACCUUCUUGCCGAUACCAUAGACCCCUCAAUUCGCUAUGCCGCAUACCAGCUCAAGACACCCCGCACCAUUCCCAUCCCGACUAUUGCACACAAAGCCUUUCCCGACUCCGAUGCGGUGCUCGUACAGCAGAUCAACGAGGUCGACCCCGGCGCCCUGUCUGGAGAAUCGGACGCCAAUACAUGUCUCGGAAACCCCGAUAAAGCCCCCGACACAAUUACCUGGCGGUCUCGCGAAGUGCGCAUUGAAGACGCCCAAAUCGCCCUCGCCUGGGCCUCUGUCAAUGCUGCAAAGCAAAGCUUGGCCGAAAACCUGGCCAAGGGCAAAAGCCGCUCCCCUCGUGAGGCGGCGGCUUCCUACGACGACAUCCUGACGGCGACGCAAAACGCCGUGGACGCGACCAAGCAGGCCAUUGACGAGCUUCGAGGCGAAGGCGUCGCGCAGGGCGAUGCCCGCAUGCAGAGCUUGCAAAUCACCCGCACAGCCGUCAACUUUGAAAUGAUUAGCUGGAGAAUUGGCCGUAACCGAGUGCUGACGGGAGAGUCCGACGGUGCGGUCGAGGAACACGGCCGGUCCAAGGCUAUUAAGACGACUGAGACUGAUGGCAAGGGGGGUGAAGCCUCUGGUCCCACUGAGCUCCCCAUCUCACGAAAGCUUACGAAGCUUAAGGAGAAGGCAGCUCUUUACGAUGGUACCCUGCAAAAUCUCGAGUCCAUCAAGGAGCUGCCAGGCGUGGCUGCCGACCAAACGCUUUUGGAUAAGCUGAGCGCCUUUGUCAGCUACUUUUUCGCUCUCAAAGCCUUAUCUAUCGCUCGCUCGCACGCCAUCAUCGGCAACGUCGCAAACGCGCUUGCCCUCAUUCAGCAUGCAUUCGAACGCUGCGAGCUUGCCACGAAGCUGCUACCUGACGCGCCUGCCGGUGCCCCCGGCGCGCCCCCCAACAUUGAGGUGUCCAGCGACGACGUCAAGCGGCUCCUCAACCUCGUCCAAGGCGAGCUCCGCCGCCACCAGGCCAUUGUCCACGUGGACAACCUCCGCAAGGAGGAGCUGGCCAAGAGCACGGCCGCCCCGGCGCCAUUGGUCGAGCGCCUACACCAGUACCCCGCGGGUGGCGUCGAUCUCAGCAACGUCGUCGAGUUCCCGCCCAAGAAGGCGCUCAUCCCGGUGAAGCCCAUCUUCCUCGACGUGGCCUGGAACUACAUUAGCUACCCUGGCAAGACGCCCGUCGCCGCCAAGACAACACCUGCUGCCGCGGCCGAGGAGACGGCCAAGGCCGGCGAGCCGGCGCAGCAGCAGAAGAGAGGAUGGUUUGGCUUUGGCAGGUAA